This is a messenger RNA of Chrysoperla carnea, 3010 nucleotides long. It is a transcript of the gene Gp150, whose product is annotated as protein artichoke. The record is from RefSeq and is a predicted model, not a curated record. Lineage: Eukaryota; Metazoa; Arthropoda; Insecta; Neuroptera; Chrysopidae. Bases 290 to 2671 code for a protein of 793 amino acids. Gene Ontology annotation, molecular function: protein binding. The transcript has 3 exons.
UCUUACAAAUACAAAAGGUGCUCAGCAAAAACCAAUAUCUUACCUGUUUUGAGUUAACCUCAAUUUAUUCAAAAUACGUCCGAGUGUUACCCGUUUUUCAUUGUUCUGAAUAGUUUCAAGUUUUUGUUUUGUUUUGUUUUGAAAUUGCAGGUUAAAUAAAUAUUGACAAGAUUAACAACUCUACGUGAAUUGAUUACCAAGAAAAAUUAUUCAAGAAAGUGAAAAAAAAAAACGUUACAAGCUUUAUGAGGACUUAACUUCAAACAAAGCUCAAUUUACAUCAAACAAGAUGUAUAAAUUUAUCAUAUUAUCAUUACUGAUAAUAGUCUGUACCGGUGAUAACACCGGUGACGUACAAAUCAAAUGUCCACGCGAUUGUGUCUGCGAAGAUACCACAUCAACAGCCACAUGUCGAUUUAUCGAUGAAAAUUAUCAACAAUUCGGUGAAACAAAUAUUAAAACAUUGGUCAUUCGAGACAACCUCACCUACAAACCACGUAUUCAGCUCACACCGAAUAUCUUUAAGAAUAUUGGAUUGAAAUACGCCCAAAAAAUUGUCAUCUCGAAUGUGACAAUCGAUUCGAUCGAUGAAAACACAUUCGCUGACUUGGAAUAUUUAACAAGUGUCGAAUUACAACAUGCAAACAUUUCGAAGUCGAAUAUACACAUGUUUAAAGAAGUUUUUAACACCAACACGACUAAACAUUUAAAGGCAAUCGAUUUGAGUCAUAAUCGAAUCGGAAAUGAAUUAUUUAAUUCGAAUACCUGCGAGGAAUUAAUGUUACAGAAUAAUGAAAUCGAAGUACUUGACGGGAAAACAUUUAACGGAUUGUUAAAUUUAAUUUACAUCAAUUUAAAAAACAAUCAAAUCCAAAAAAUCGAUGUAAUGACUUUUAAAAAGUUAAUCAAUCUCGAAGAAAUCGAUUUAUCGAACAAUCAUAUCAAAACAAUCCCCUUACUUCUAUUCACAACAAACACGGAACUCAGUUACUUAAAACUGAUUAAUAAUCCGUUAGCGACACCAAUCGAACAAUCGAUUAUCAAUUCCGAAAGUUUAGAAACAUUAGACUUAAAUAACAGCGAUUUAACGGAUAUCAGUGAACAUAUGUUCAUACAAAUACCGAAUAUAAUCGAUUUAAAAUUACAAUCGAACAUGAUUCGAACGAUUCACGAGAAUGCAUUUAAACAUUUAACGGAAUUAUACGAUUUAGAUUUAUCGGAUAAUCAAAUACAAGAAUUACCGGAAAAUCUUUUUAAAUAUAACCUCGAAUUAAAGUUGUUAAACGUUAGUAAUAAUUACGAUUUAACGAAUUUACCAUCAAACGGUUUUAACAUACUUGUUGGGUACACAUUCGAUAUAAACACGUUCGAUGUAUCGUUUUGUUCGAUUCAAAACUUAACAAGUCGAGUUUUCGAUCGUAUGGCUGCGUUAACUGAUUUAUAUUUAAACGAUAACAACUUAAGUCAUUUACCCGAGGAUAUUUUCGAACACUUAUACUCCUUGAAAUAUAUCAACUUGGCAAAUAAUAAACUUUCUACAUUACCGACCAAUCUAUUCAGGAAUAAUUUUAAUUUGAAUCAUUUAAAUUUAUCGAAUAAUCGAAAUAUUAAGGUCGUUACGUUAAAUAUGUUUAAUUCGUUACAAAAUUUAAUUAUUUUGGAUUUAAGUCAAUGUGGUUUGAUUAGCACAAUCGAGUGGACCUCCCCCGCCGGACAUGAUCGAUUGGUUAGCCUUAAAUAUUUAAACAUCUCGAAUAAUUACAUAACCGAAUUAGAUGGGGACAAGUUCAUGGAUUAUAUUCCAAAUGUAAUCAAUAUCGAUUUAACUGGUAAUCAAUUGCAGUGUAAUCAACAAUUUACAUCGUUCCUACAAUCGUUAAUCGCGCAUAAUGUACAAGUUGAGAUUAAUCGUGAACAAUCUGAGGACUUGGAUAAGAAAUCACGAUGGAAUUUACUUACAAAAACUGUUUGUAAAGAUGAACCAAUCGUUCAACAAAUUCCAAGCACAAAUCAAACGAAAAUCGAUAAUAAAAUCGAUAACGAUAACGAUAACAAUGAUGAUAUCGAUGAUGAAUACUAUGAUGGUGAUUUCUCUGAAGAUGAAGAUGAGGAAGAUGAAAGUAACGAUACGUAUGAUGAGACGAUUUCAUCAUCCACGAUUGCCUCGAACGAUGAUUUCGAUUCAGAUGAAGAUGACGAAGAAGAAGAUGAAAUUUUACUCGAUAGUUAUUAUUUAAAUAAAGAUUAUAGCAAUUACACGAAAGUCUUAAUGUUUUUAGUUGGUGCGAUAACAUCCGCCGCGAUUGUAUUCCUUUUAUCGUGGUGUUCAAUCGUUUUAUAUCGACGUCGAUUGGCGAACAAUAAGUACAAUCAAAACAUCAAUAAUAUUAUAACGAAAACGUUACAACAACCGUACAACAAUGGAAGUGAUUCGUUUAAAACGAAGAAAGAUUGUGGUCUGGUUUAUAAACAAUUGUCUGAAGAAUUAACUCCACAACAAUCGAACACAACAAAUUCAACUUCAAUGAUUAAUCCAUCAGUGAUAUUAACACGAUUAUAUUCGAUAAUCAAUCAUCAAAAUGCGUCUGCGACUUCACGUUAUCAACAGAUUCAACCAGAAGAUCAACAAUUACAUCAAUCAACAAUUACAAUUACAACAAUUAAUCAAUAAAAAUCUAUUACUUACUUUCCAAAAUUUUUAUUUAGCUCAAUCAAUUUGUCGAUGUCUCUGUUAACCUCUAAAAUACAUUCUUCUAGGGCGGGGAAUCCCCACGUCUUUUUUGUCGUCAACGGGGGAUUGUCUACUUUUAUCUAAAGAAAAGAAAUAUUUCGAAAUGUCAAGUUCCCGAAAACGAAAGAAAUGAAGGCGAAAAACUGAGUUAUAUAUCGAAAUCUCGACAAAUUGACUGAGUUAAUUGUUGAUCAUAAUUUUAUUGUUAUUUUUACAGUGAAAUUCGUUUUGGGUCGACAGAGGGUCAGCCUGUUACACCAAAAACAAUUAGUACAAAGA